AGUGCCUCAGCUUUUAGAAAUCACAUAGCAUGAGUGAAAACAUGCACACAUGGGACUGGGUCGCUCCCGAGGUCGAUGGUUUGAGGGUGAACAGAAGUUUCAGCAAUGUGAAGCUCACAAAGAUGGAACGCAGUGCUUUGGACAUGGUUAAUCAAAUGACGUGGCAGGAAGCUGAGCGUUUAGUGGUUCCACACAACGAACAAGAGGUCCUGGUGGCAGCUUUUGGAGACGACAAAGUCGGAUCGUUCGCUAUUCGGCUACAAAGGAAUUGCAUGCUAGACUGUACUUGCAUGAAUGGUGCAGUCCCCAACUCUCGUGGCAGGAAAAAGACGUGUCGGCAUAUGUUCCUCGUCAAUCGCGUACUGAACAAAUCAUUCGAAUGGGAACAACACGUUAAAAGACGAUUGCUUCCAAUCAAUCAAGUUAUUUUAGGAUCAGAACCACGAAAACGGUUUCAUGACGCUUAUGAUAUCACAUGGGAGAAGGCUCAGUUGUUGAUUGCAGGCAAUCACAAGGAUAAGAUUCAAGUUCAUUCGUUCACAGACUAUAGCACAAUAUACGACAUAGCGCUCGAAGAUGAAGUUAUGGUAUCAUGUACAUGUCCAGACGAUAUGUCCAUUUGCAAACAUAUGUAUAUCGGUCAACGAGUCCUUAACAAGCUAGUGACAUACGAAAGAAGCUUUCAAAAUGAAAGACAUCUUACCCUUAAAGACAUUUUGAGGAUGAAGGAGGACAAGGAACUAGAUAAGAAACGAGAAGCUUUUCAAGUGUGGCAGCAGGAAGCAGAGAGUUUGGUAGAACUUGUACGACAGCGAUGGGGAGCUGCCAACGAAGCAUCGUCCUCCGAAGAAAACGCCAAUGACGGCGAGGCGUCAGCUACACCACAAGACAAGGAAAUACCUGAACAAGAGAAAGAAGAGGAGCCAUUGGCGAAGAAACGAAAACUCAGUCAUAGUGAAGACAUAGCUGAUGGAGAGGUCACGGAUGCAUCCUCCGUUAAUGGCGAUAAGAAAGCGGCAGAAAAACGUGCAGCUUUGGAAAGCUUUCGCCAACAAGCUGAAAUGCUGGGCAACCUUGCGCGAGGGCAGAAAAUUGAUGAUAUCGUUCAAACAUGGGGGUUGCAACAGAUCAAUGCCAUCAUUGGAGACCUUCGUAAAAUGAAACAAAUGCUAGGCGCCUUAUGAUCCACGACUUUUUAAUUAAAUCCCGCCCCAUUGGAAUCGAUCGAACCCAAUGUUUAAUACCCUUCACAUUCCAUCACACAAAACUUUUUGCUUUUUGCUCUAUGUUCAACAAUAAAAAAUCUUAACGACGAAUGUCAUCAUCCUUUUAUUGGCCUGUACAAUGGCGUUGGAGGAUUUUUUUCC
Messenger RNA from Umbelopsis ramanniana AG, 1367 nucleotides. RefSeq lists its product as uncharacterized. The record is from RefSeq and is a predicted model, not a curated record. Bases 30 to 1184 code for a protein of 384 amino acids. The transcript is spliced from 4 exons. NCBI's taxonomy places the organism in Eukaryota, Fungi, Mucoromycota, Umbelopsidomycetes, Umbelopsidales, Umbelopsidaceae. Gene Ontology annotation, molecular function: zinc ion binding.